AAGCCGGCUCUAACGUUCUUUCUUUUCUCUGAUCUGUGUUUCUUCUCUGGAGAACCGGUUCUGUCUGGAAGCUGGUGUGACCCUGGCGGACGCGCUAUAGGGCACCCGGCCGGGGUCAGUUGGAGACGUCCACUGACAUCUGGGGGCCUUCUUGGCCCAUCAGGGGACCUUCUUGGUCCAUCGGGGGGCCUUUUUGGCCCCUCAGGAUUCUUUUCUGUGGGCUGCUUACGCCCAACGCGCCUGCGAACUAAAUACUUUCAUUUUCUCUAUGAACUUCCAGAGUGCUAAAAAAAUAUCUCUAGGCGUCUAAAAGAAAAACCACCUAGGCAUGCCAAUUGUUACCCGUAUUCUGAUGUGAUGUGUGUCUGUGUGUCUGUCUGUUGAAUUGACUGGAAUGAUUGUUGAGAGUCAGGGGCACGCGCCUGACUUACCCUAUGUGUAGUCCCACGGCGUAAGCUACGGGAUUCGAGUGGGCUCUAACCCGAUUUCCGCGGUGAUCCUCAUAUGGCUUAAGGCAGUCAAAAUCUUUUGAUCCAAGCAGGGGAUUUACACCUGCCCGCCUAUGCUAAGAGGCACCUAAGCUCCCGCGAGGGACGCGGACGGACGAGUACUCGAGUGCUUCUGUGUCAGUCUAAAUGUAUUGUCACCCCUGGGCCUUUGUAAUAAUAACCAUCCUAGCCGUAACCCUUUCUACCGGGUUGGCCGAAACAGCACCAGAAAGUUGGAACCGCUGCGAAAGAUUCUUGUUAGUUCUUGUUUUUCUUUCAUGGGUCGGAUGCUUUAUUGGAAUUGUUUUCUCGGCUGAUCAGAAUUAAUUAUUCCAUCCUUUGUUCCUCUCUCCUCCUUCCUCAGCUCCCUGCGGCUUUCCCUCCCGCCCCUCCGCCCGGGGCCCAGCCAGGCCGCUGGGGGUCUCACCCUUGGAGGUCGCCUGCGCGAACUCCUCCACCGCUAAUUUCAGCCGCUUCAGGGCCCCCUCCGUGCCGCCCCCUGGCCAGCGGCGCCCCCCCCCCCCGCGUCCGUGCUGCCCGCGCCCCCUUCUCUUCUCCUCUUCCUCAGAAUCAUAACAUGGGCCAAACGCAGAGCACCCCUCUCUCCCUCCUCCUCACCAAUUUCAAAGAUGUAAGAGCUAGAGGACACAGCUUAAGGCUAGACAAUCCCAAAAGGAAGUUGAUCGCCUAUUGCUGCUCUGAAUGGCCCACCUUUGGGGUCAAUUGGCCUACAGAGGGAACCUUCUGCCUCCCUGUGGUCCUUAAAGUAAAAUCAAAAAUUUUCCUACCAGGGAAAGAAGGUCACUCGGAUCAGAUUCCCUAUAUUCUGGUGUGGCAAGAUUUAGUAGAAAACCCACCUCCCUGGAUGGCCUCUUUCUUAACAACAGGGCCAUGCAAAAUUCUAGCAGCUAAACCUACCAACCCUCCCAAGCCACAAACUCCGAAUGCACCCCCUGUUCUCCCCGACAGCCAAGAUUCACUUUCCCUUGACCCUCCCCCUUACCAGAUUCCCCCCCUUAUUCCUCAAGCUGCCCCCAUCCCUGCUCCCGACCCCAUUCCCCCUGCGCUGGCAGAGCUUCCCGUAGCCGAGCCAAUGGAAGAACUAGAAAAUAGGGAGGCUCAACCCGCGCCCAUGCCUAGUGGGGGCGAAAUCCAAGGGCCGGCUGGACGUACCCGUAGGGGGGCCCCACAUGAGCCAGGACUCCGCCUUCCUGACUCCACCGUAGCUCUACCCUUAUGGGAAAUAGGGCCUCCCGAUGAUACGGGGAACCCCCGGCUUCAAUACUUGCCCUUCUCCACCAGUGACCUAUAUAACUGGAAAACCCAGAAUGCCCGAUUUUCUGAUAACCCUAAAGAUUUAAUAGCUCUCCUGGACAGCGUUAUGUUCACCCACCAACCCACCUGGGAUGAUUGUCAGCAACUCCUCCGAAUCCUGUUCACCACCGAGGAGCGAGAAAGAAUUCCAUUGGAAGCAAGAAAGCUGGUUCCUGGAGAUGAUGGCCAACCCACUGCUAACCAUGAUCUCAUUAAUACAGCUUUUCCCUUGACCCGACCUCCACAGGAUGGCUGGGACUACAACACGGCAGAAGGUAGGGGACGGCUACGCAUUUAUCGCCAGACUCUAAUGGCGGGUCUCCGGGCUGCUGCACGCAAGCCCACUAAUUUGGCAAAAGUGUAUUCAGUAAUACAAGGUAAGACAGAGAGCCCUGCCGCUUAUUUAGAAAGAUUAAUGGAAACCUUCAGACAGUAUACCCCCAUGAACCCCGAGGCCCCCGAAAAUCAAGCUGCUGUUGUAAUGGCCUUUGUAAAUCAGGCAGCCACUGAUAUUAAAAAGAAACUCCAGAAACUAGAGGACCUGGAGGGAAAACAGAUUCAGGACUUACUCCGCAUUGCCCAGCGUGUCUAUAAUAAUAGAGAGACUCCAGAGGACAGGCAACUUAAAGCUACCGAAAAAAAUGACCAAAGUCCUGGCCGCUGUCGUCCAAAAGCCCCUGGAUAA
Molecule: messenger RNA, 2487 nt
Organism: Herpailurus yagouaroundi (jaguarundi)
Lineage: Eukaryota; Metazoa; Chordata; Mammalia; Carnivora; Felidae
Exons: 1
Coding region: 1066-2487 (473 amino acids)
Biological process (GO): virion assembly
Source: RefSeq, a predicted model, not a curated record